Molecule: messenger RNA, 1709 nt
Organism: Solenopsis invicta (red fire ant)
Lineage: Eukaryota; Metazoa; Arthropoda; Insecta; Hymenoptera; Formicidae
Gene: Hao
Product: hydroxyacid oxidase 1
Exons: 9
Coding region: 380-1480 (366 amino acids)
Molecular function (GO): oxidoreductase activity; FMN binding
Source: RefSeq, a predicted model, not a curated record
UCAAUUAUACGAUUACAUUAUACAUUAUAGAAUAAUCUAAUAAAUCUAAAAAAUGUAUAAUGGCACGGAAAAAUGUGGAAUUCGUUGAAACUGCCAAAAAUGUUCCUUAGAAUAUCAUAAAUUGUAAAUGUUUGUUGAACGUUAUCAAUUCAUCCUUCAUAAGAAGACAGUCGAUAUAUUCAUCGCAUCGUCGCGGAGAAAGAUAAAAAUUGUGUUAUUAAGAGCAAACUGUUUUAUCUGUUACAUUAAAUUUCUAACUAUCACCGUGUUAUCAUCGAGGAUUUAUUCAAGAAACAGUCAGUCGUUUGUUAACGAUCGAGACGAGCAGAAGUGCACGACUAGUCAUUCGUAAGAUUGCAAUAAUUUUUAACGCAAUAAGAUGACAGCAUACGUUUGUGUCGAGGACUAUGAGAAAUAUGCUUUGGAACAUUUACCUGCAUCUGUGAAAGAUUAUUACAAAAGCGGAGCAGGAGGAGAAUAUAGUGUAAAAUGGAACAGGGAGGCUUUCAAAAAUUACAGAAUACGCCCUAGAUUCUUGCGAAACGUGUCUAAAAGAGAUUUAAGCACGCCAGUGUUGGGUCAUAAAAUUUCAAUGCCCUUAGGAGUCGCGCCUACAGCAAUGCAACGUAUGGCACAUCCCGAUGGCGAGUGCGCCAGUGCAAAAGCUACUCAGGCUGCAGGAACGAUCUUCAUUCUUUCGACGAUAGCCACGAGCAGUAUAGAGGAAGUGGCGGAAGCUGCACCGAAGGGUAUAAAGUGGUUCCAACUCUAUAUUUAUACUGACAGGAAUGUUACCUUAAAUUUGAUAAGACGCGCCGAACGUGCUGGUUUCAAAGCGCUAGUUCUCACCAUCGACGCGCCAUAUUUUGGCGAUAGACGCGCCGAUUUGAGAAAUAAAUUCGCAUUGCCUAAUCACUUGAGAUUUGCUAAUUUUCAAGGUGAUUUAUCAAAGCGAAUAAAUACCACGAAGACUGGUUCUGGUCUUAACGAAUAUGUUUCUGCACUGUUUGAUCCGUCCCUCUCCUGGGAUGACGUGAAGUGGCUUAAAAGUAUUACAACGCUACCAAUAAUUCUUAAAGGAAUAAUGACAGUAGAGGAUGCACGUUUAGCCGUGGAAAGUGGGGUCGACGGCAUCAUAGUAUCAAAUCAUGGUGCGCGCCAAAUAGACGGCGUUCCAGCAACGAUUGAAGUUUUACCUGAAAUAAGCAAAGCCGUAGGAGAUAAAGUUGAAAUCUACAUGGACGGUGGAGUGAUGCAAGGUAUCGAUGUGUUAAAAGCUUUGGCACUGGGUGCAAAAAUGGUAUUUUUAGGCAGACCAAUACUAUGGGGCUUGGUACAUAGUGGCGAGAAAGGUGCUAACGAGAUUCUUGAAAUUAUGAGAAGGGAAAUUGAUCUAGCAUUUGCGUUAAGUGGUUGUUCGUCCGUGAAAGAUAUUACACGGGAUAUGGUAAUUCACGCAACUUAUUAUAGCCAUUUAUGAAAAUAAACCAAUUUCACAUGAGGCAUUAUCAUAAAUAUGUAUAUAAUAUAACAUGUAAUCUAAUAUAAUAUAUAAUCUAAUCGAAGGAUAUCAGCACAAAUCUUUUGUUCUAUAGAAAAUUUCAUGUCUUACUAAAAAAUGGUACUUUUUACAUUAAGAUUUGUACUACAGAAAAUUAUUGUUUUAUUUAUAUAGUUUCUGUUGAGCAAAAAUAUAUAUAUGCACAUUA